Rubroshorea leprosula is the source of this 1891-nucleotide messenger RNA. NCBI's taxonomy places the organism in Eukaryota, Viridiplantae, Streptophyta, Magnoliopsida, Malvales, Dipterocarpaceae. The record is from the annotation of a GenBank genome assembly.
UUGUGUGGAAAAACCUAGCCAUCCCACCAUGCAUUUUAAUUUUCUCCAUAAUAAACUCUUCGUCAGUCAUACUUUCACAGCCCAAAAUCUUCCGUUCCCUUUCCUUUGACCUGUUAUCCCUUUUGACUUGUUAUCCCUCCGGUCGGCCGACGCCUACUUCCCUGAAUGAAUCCAUUUUAUAAUAACCUCUCCAUCUUCAUCUCUCCUGUUCACUCCUAACCAAAACCAUGAUCCUCAUCCUGUUUUCCAUUUUCUUAUUACUUUUGAUACUUCGAUUUUUAUCAAAAACAUCUUUGAUUCACAUUCUUGUAAAGGGGUUUCGAUCCUUUGAAGAUAGGUUUUAUGUUUACCAAUCCUACAGGGUUCCUCAGUUCAACGACCAUUUCCAGGAAAAUGAACUCUACUUGAAGGUUUCUACGUAUCUGAAUUCUUUGCCCUCUCUGGAAGACUCCGAUUUCCCCAACCUCUUCACCGGUUCCAAGUCCAAUGACAUCGUUAUCCGCCUGGAUGCCAACCAGACCAUCCACGACACCUUUCUGGGCGCCAGAGUCACCUGGACGAAUGAGAAAUCGGAAGGCGGCGACGGUAAGAGGAUUUUCGUUUUGAGAUUCAGGAAGAACGAUAAGAAGAGAAUCCUCCGUCCGUACCUUCAGCGCAUACUCUGCGUUGCAGAUGACGUCGAUCAGAGAAAGAAGGAAAUCAAAUUGCACAUGAAUCUCUACCAUCCGUCAUCGGAGAAUGAGAGUGGACGGUGGAGAUCUGUUCCUUUCAAUCACCCUGCCUCCAUUGAUGCGCUGGUUAUGGAUGCGGAUUUGAAGAACAAGGUGAAAUCCGAUCUUGAAAUGUUCCUUAAAUCCAAACAGUAUUAUCAUCGAUUAGGCCGCGUUUGGAAACGGAGCUAUCUCUUAUACGGCGCCUCCGGUACUGGAAAAUCCAGCUUCGUUGCUGCAAUGGCGAAAUUCCUCUGUUUCGAUGUGUACGAUAUCGAUUUAUCCAAAAUUAGAGACGAUUCUGAUUUAAAGAUGCUACUGCUGCAAACCACGGAGAGGUCCAUGAUCGUGAUCGAAGAUCUCGAUCAUUUCCUGAUGGAGAAAUCAAGAACAGUGAGCUCGUCAGGGAUACUGAAUUUCAUGGACGGAAUUGUGUCCUGUUGCGGUGAGGAACGGGUGAUGGUGUUCACGACGAAGGGAAAAGAUCAGAUCGAUCAAGCGGUUCUACGGCCGGGGAGGAUUGACGUCCACAUUCAAUUCCCUCUCUGCGACUACUCCAUCUUCAAAGGUCUGGCGAGCAGUUAUUUAGGAAUUAAAGAACACAAACUUUUUCCUCAAGUCGAGGAGAUUUUCCAGAGCGGAGGGAGUCUGAGUCCGGCUGAGAUCGGAGAAAUCAUGAUUUCCAACAGAAAUUCUCCGACCAGGGCCAUGAAAUCGGUAAUCACGGCUCUGCAGAGUAGUGUUGCUGGGAAAUUACCGCAGGGAUUGAAUGAGAGCCGGUCCGUGCGGGGUGGGGAUGACUCGGGGGAGACCGGGGGCUUGUUUGGAAAGGACGGAGUUCAUUCCGUGAAAGAUUUCCGGAAACUGUACGGUCUUCUGAGGAUGGGAAGCAGAAGAAAGGAGGAAUCGUUGGAUUUAGGAUCCGCGGAGAAAGAAGGCUUUCCCCGUGUGUAACGCAGAAGAAGGCGGGGAUCCAGAUCAACAGGCCGGCCCGUUAUCAAUCAACUCCCUUAAUUUUUUAUUUCAUUAUUAUAUCAUGGAAGAAAUAUGUUGUUAGAACUUUGAUUGAAGUUAAUCAAGAUUAUCUUGAUUUUUUAAGAGGAAAUUUUAGUAUUUUUUAUUUAACAUUGUUUUUUUAUUAUGAUUUGUUAUUUAGUUUACAGUAAAUAACUUCGAAAUGC